Exaiptasia diaphana is the source of this 5879-nucleotide messenger RNA. Its product is annotated as chromodomain-helicase-DNA-binding protein 1. The coding region runs from base 131 to 5812 and encodes 1893 amino acids. The record is from RefSeq and is a predicted model, not a curated record. The transcript has 31 exons. Gene Ontology annotation, biological process: regulation of transcription by RNA polymerase II; nucleosome organization. Gene Ontology annotation, cellular component: chromatin; nucleus. NCBI's taxonomy places the organism in Eukaryota, Metazoa, Cnidaria, Anthozoa, Actiniaria, Aiptasiidae. Gene Ontology annotation, molecular function: DNA binding; histone binding; ATP binding.
CAGACAAAGGGAGCAAGCAUCAAGACUACAGCAGUGCAUUCAAUAUGGAGGCAGGGAGUCCCUAGGACAAAACCAACAGAGUCUGACGGAUUGAAGGCCUCAACAACGAACCUAAUCCUCAACCCCUUUGAUGGCCGAUAGCGAAAGCGAUGAAGAAGUAGACGUUCUAUCGAACAACGAUCAGAACGGUUUCCCAAUGUUCCGCACUCAAAACUCAGCUAUCCACCCUCAGAGUUCUCCCUCCCUUGGGCAUACAGGGGGAUGGCAGCAAGGAAAAGGAAAUGCUGGACUAAAUUCUAGGACUGAUUAUGAUUCUGAUACUGAUGAAUCAGACAGCAGUAGUGAAUCAGAAUCUGAUUCUGAUGAGGAGGAAGAAGAGCAAUCGCAUGCACAACCCCCGGCCCCUGUCCACCCGCCUGUCCACCAUAUCCGUGAUAUCCAUCCAAUUAAACCCAGUGAAGAUGACAUGCAGCAAGAAAUAGAGGAGCAAAUUUCACCUAUAGAUGUUAUUUCUCCUGAUCCAACUUCGCCUGAUUUGAAUAAACUUGGUCUUGGCAAUGCUAAAGAUAGGUUCUGGGAAGAAUCUCCAGAAAUGUAUGGMAUCAGAAGAUCAGGAAGAGCAAGAAAGGAACCUGAAAGAUUUAACAUACUACUUGAGGAAUCAAAUGACGAUGAUGAGAUAGCAGGGCCAGUGAGAAAAAAGAAAAAAUCCAAAAAUGGUAAACGAGCAAAUAGAUUGUCAUCCAGUGAAGAUUGGUCCAUGUUGACAUCAGAUAAAGAUAGCUCAGGGAGUGAAAGCAGUGACAGCUACACUCCUGAAGCACCCCGACAAAGACCACGCCCACAGCCYAGAGCAAGAGCACGAGCAGCCCCURUGCAAUCCCAACCUUUAAUGCCAAGUAGACAUGAACUUAUGCCAAAACCUAAACCWACUACCGUACUCAAAAGGAAUAAAAUCAAGCAGCCAAUCAGCGAGAGUGAAGCUUCAGAUUCUGAUGAUGAUGUAUCAAGRGCAAGCUCAAUYAGAAAGGCAGCUGUCAAGAUGACAAGUUAUAAAGAAGAAAGUGAUGAUGAAACAGACUCUGAUGAUGUCAUAGAAGCCAGUGCCGAUUGGCAAGAACAAGAAUAYGUUGAAGACGAUCGAGAAACAAUAGAGAGAAUUAUAGAUUCCAGGGUGGGUCGUUCAGAUGAAACUGGUGCCAAAACUACAUUUUAUGCCUUUGAAAAAGAGGAGUUAGACAAAAGGGGUCCCCCUGAUCCAGAGAAAGAGGAAACUGAAAAUCAAUACUUGAUAAAAUGGAAGGGAUGGUCUCACCUGCAUAACACUUGGGAAAGCGAGAAGACGUUAAAUGACCAAAAAGUAAAAGGAAUGAAGAAGCUUGAAAAUUUUAUGAAAAGGGAACAUGACGUGAGAGUUUGGAAAAAGAUGGCCUUCCCAGAGGAUAUUGAAUACUUUGAAGUCCAGCAAGAGAUGAACAGUGAGCUGAUUGAGGAACACAGACAAGUGGAGCGAAUUAUCUCACACACAACAGUUACCAACACAGAUGAACUUGGAAACAGCUAUAAUCAGGUGGAUUACCUGUGUAAGUGGCUUGGUCUUCCCUAUGGYGAAUGUACAUGGGAGGACGGCUCAYUAACAUCAAGAUACUUCCAASAAAAAAUAGAUGCUUAUUUGAACAGAGAAAGGUCWGACAAAAUYCCAACAAAAAGUGCAAAAGUAUUACGGCAACGUCCAAAGUUUUCMCUCAUUAAAAGGCAGCCUGUUUAUAUUGGACCUGGAGGAAGUCUCUUGCUACGAGACUACCAAUUAGAUGGUCUUAACUGGCUGGUAAAUGCAUGGUGUAAAGGAAACUCUACAAUUCUUGCUGAUGAAAUGGGCCUUGGAAAGACUAUCCAAGUUAUAUCAUUUUUAAAUUAUUUAUUUCAUACACACGCAUUGUAUGGACCUUUUCUUGUUGUGGUUCCUUUGUCAACACUGGCUGCUUGGCAGAGGGAGUUCGCUGCAUGGGGACCCCAAAUGAAUGUAGUUGUUUACCUUGGUGACGUUACCAGCAGAGCUAAGAUUCGUGAACAUGAGUUUAAACACAAGAACAAAAGGUUAAAAAUCAAUGCACUCUUAACGACUUAUGAGAUUGUACUAAAAGAUAAGCAAAUUCUUGGUGAUUUUAACUGGGCCAACCUGGUUGUAGAUGAAGCACAUCGUCUAAAGAAUGACGACUCCUUACUGUACAAAACUCUUCAAGAAUUUCACACCAACCAUCGACUUCUUGUCACUGGGACUCCAUUGCAGAACUCUUUGAAGGAACUGUGGGCUUUAUUACAGUUUCUAAUGCCUGAUAGGUUUUAUAGUUGGGAGGAAUUUGAACAUGCUCACUCAACACAAGAACAAAGAGAUAGUGGUUUUUCUGGUUUGCAUAAAGAACUUGAGCCAUUUUUACUAAGAAGAGUCAAGAAAGAUGUUGAAAAGUCUCUCCCUGCAAAAGUGGAGCAAAUAUUAAGAGUUGAGAUGUCUUCCGUGCAAAAGCAAUAUUACAGAUGGAUUCUGACGAAGAACUUCAAGGCUCUCAAUAAAGGAAUGAAGGGGAACAUGAACAGCUUUUUAAAUAUCGUCAUGGAGUUGAAAAAAUGCUGUAAUCAUGCCAGUUUGAUAAGACCUAUAGAUGCACCAGCACCAAGUCUAGAUGCUUUGCAGAAUCUUAUCAGAGGAAGUGGAAAGCUGUUCUUGUUGGACAAGCUUCUCGUUCGACUCAAGGAGACUGGUCAUCGUGUACUUAUAUUUUCACAAAUGGUUAGGAUGUUGGAUUUAUUAGCUGAAUACCUACAGAUGAGGCGAUUUCUGUUUCAGAGAUUGGAUGGCUCUAUUCGUGGUGAUGUAAGAAAGAAAGCACUUGAUCACUUCAAUGCAGAAGGCUCUGAAGACUUUUGUUUUCUUUUGUCWACUCGUGCUGGAGGUCUGGGUAUCAAUCUUGCUACUGCUGAUACUGUUAUUAUCUUUGAUUCYGACUGGAACCCYCAGAAUGACUUGCAGGCACAAGCUAGGGCACAUCGUAUUGGUCAACGUAACCAGGUGAACAUUUAUCGUCUCGUAUCAAAAGGAAGUGUUGAAGAAGACAUCAUCGAGAGAGCAAAACGAAAAAUGGUCCUCGAUCAUCUUAUUAUUCAAAGAAUGGAUACAACAGGACGGAAAGUUUUGUCAAAGUCAACUUCUGCACCUUCAGCUACCACACCAUUCAAUAAAGACGARCUGGCAUCUAUUCUUAAGUUCGGUGCUGAAGACUUGUUCAAAGAGGGCGAUGGCGAGCAAGAUUCUCAGUUACAGGAAAUGGAUAUCGAUGAGAUUUUGCGACGUGCAGAGACGAGAGACUCUGAAGAUCAGCCUCAAACUAUCGGAGAUGAACUACUGUCACAAUUCAAGAUGGCUAACUUUGCAAUUGAUGAAGAAUCAAUCAGCACACCCGAGCAGUCCAGCAACAUGGAGGGCAAAACUUGGGAGGACAUCAUUCCUAACGAGAUUAGACAGAARUUAGAGGAGGAAGAAGUACAGAAAGAACGUCUCGCUUUGUAUUUACCACCACGAUCUAGAAAAACUGUCAAUAAGAUGAACUAUGACAGYGAUGGCGAUSCAAGCAACAAGAAGAAAUCAAAGAAAAAGAAAUCUGAAAGUGAAGACGAUGACGAGGAUGAAGACAAAGAUACCAAGAGAAAGAGAGGUCGUCCAAGAACCAUCAAACGAGAAGAUGUCGAUGGCUUCAACGAUUCCGAAAUCAGAAGAUUUGUGAAAAGCUAYAAGAAGUUUGGACGCCCUCGCACAAGGCUGGAAGCCAUUGCUAUAGAUGCAGAGUUGGAUGACAAACCRAGUGAAGACGUUGAACGAUUGUCCAGUAUCUUGCAUGAUGGGUGUAUUAGAGCUGUUAGAGAAUAUAAUGAGAAACUACAAGAAGAUCCAAACUUUGAUGGUAAAAAGCGUGGCGCAACACUUAGAAUUGGUAAUGUAACGAUUAAUGCUCCUUCGAUACUAAAACACGAGGAGGAAUUAGAACCGUUGGCUGUUACAAUYCCUUCCGAUGAGGCAGAAAGAAAAAAAUAUAGACUCACUUUCCCAGCAAAGAGUGUUCAUUGGGGCGUUCCAUGGGAUGUAUCGGACGAUUCCAUGUUGCUUGUUGGUAUUUAUAAGUACGGWAUGGGGAGCUGGGACGCCAUUAAAUCAGAUGAAAGCUUAGAAUUAUCCACUAAAAUACUACCGCCGGGAAAUUUAAAGCCCCAAGAUAAACACCUCCAGACAAGGGCCGAGUAUUUGAUCAAACUACUUAAACAGGUCUUACUUGAGAGUAAAGCAGACGACCUGAAAAAGUCAUCGUCUGCACUUAAGGGCAAGAUAAAACGCAUGAGAAGAAAAGGCGGAAAGAAGAACGUGACUUCGAAAGAUGUCUCUCCGACCAGCCCWGCAGCWCCAUCGCCCAAACCAGUACCAUCGCCYGUUGUAUCGCAACAGCAGGAAAUAAAAGAGGAACCAGAGACCGUAGAAUCACCAAAACCGAUUCUCACAACACCAGAACGACCAAAGAAAACUAAGAAAAAACAGCCUGAAUCGACCAAGAAGACAAAAGUCAAAAAACCCAAGGAGAGCAAGCCUACGAAAGAAGUGAAAGAGAAGCAAGAAAAAGAACCGAAAGGAAAAGAAGAGCCAGUGAAACCUGAAGAGGAAGAACCUCAUCUGUCCCCCAUGACAAGUGAUCACGAGAAUGAKCAUACUAACAUUACGUCAYUGUCACGUGAUGACCACAUGAACAAUGACGACACUGGGGGGUCUGACAGCAUGGACAAGACAACAUUCGACGCGUGUAAAGAGAAGAUGCGUCCUGUUAAAAAAGCUUUAAAAAUGCUUGAAAGUCCUGAGGAAGAGGUCUCGGACAAAGACCAAGUCGCUCAAACCAGACAGUGUUUACUAAAGAUAGGUGAUCAUAUCAUGGAUAUUACAUCACAGUAUAAAGACCAGGAUGUUGCAUCGGAAUGGCGAUGGAACCUAUGGACUUUUGUGUCUAAAUUUACAGCCUUUGAAGGCAAAAAGCUUUAUCGUCUGUACAAACAUGCYUGUAAGAAGAGAGAGGAAUUAAAACAGCAACAUCAGCAAGAGCGAUUACAACACAAAUCCAACCAACCCAAUUCCAAGAAUGGUAAAGUGUCAAGUAGUCAUUCUGUCCCGCGGUCACAUGAACUUAAAAGGUCACAUGACAAUGCCUCACUACCAGGCUCCCAUGCCAAAAUUCCCAGAAUCGACAAUGCAAACCGCGCUCGUUUUUCGGGAAACUCGGACGGGUCUCAUCGGAGACCAAGAGAUAGUCAUGACGACCGCCAUAGAUACCGAGAUCGCUUCUCAUCUCAUUACGAYCACUCUAAAGGCGGAAUGGAUCGACUCUCCGACCACUCCCGAUCCCAAGAAGGACGGAUCGAUAGACUUUCGGAACACUCUCGUUCUCACGACAAAGUAGUCGAUAGACUUUCGGAGCAUUCUCGGUCACACGAUAGAUCUUCAGACCAUUUUCGUAGCAAAGACCAGCACUCACGUUCACACGACAGAAACUCUGACCAUUAUUCGAGAUUUUCCGACAAAAGGGAUUACCGAGACGAUCAUCACCGCUCUCGGGAUCAUUCGUUUGAYCAUCGGCAUCAUUCGUAUAGUCAUCGGACAUCAAGCGAAAGCUCUCAGUGUAGUCCRCUGGACAAUGUAUACAGCCCACGACAGAUUCACGACGCGAGUCGAAAACACUACUCGGAAUCUGACAAACACUCGAAAGAACGGGACAAUAGAUAGCAUUUGUGGAUUGUUUUGUAAAUAUAUUUUUGUCUGUACAUAAUGGUUUGCAUGGAUAGCGUGAAAA